CUGCUCCUAACAUUUUUCAGCUAAUGAAUUACACAUUUGGAACAAUAUUAUCAACCAGUCCACUGUUGUUAAAUUUUGUACAGGUGACCGGAGCACAAAAACCUGAUGCUGAUCAAAUGCCAGCAGGAUGGGACAACAAACUAUGAUCAGUGUCGGAAUGGGGUAAAAAAAAAGGAAUUUAAGUUUCUUGACAGUUUACAUUCCAAAGCUGUCAUGUGAUGCAUUUCAAGAAAAUGUGAAGUAAAAAAAGACCACAUGAACACUUUUCAAAACAUUCCAUUAUUAUUCAUUCCAUUUUUGAUUUAUAUAUUUAUGUAAUUUAUUGUAUAAUACAUUCCAAGUGUAAAUUGACAUCAUGACAGACUUUUAUCAAGCUGUGAGUGAUUUUAGAAUGCGGAAUAUUGACUCUAAUGGCUUACAUGAAAUUAUUGGUGAGUUUGCACCCCUGAUCGGUGUAGCAAUGGAAAAAACAAGGUCUCAAGACUCUGAAGACUCAUUGGAAGGUAAAAAAGAAGAUCUAGAUACUGAUGUGGAUGUUAAGCCUAAUGUUAACAUUCUUAAACAGGCUAUGGAUGAGUCAGAAUGUGAUAAAAGUAAGGUUGUCAUGCAGGGACCUGACUUCAAGGUUGUUGAAAAUAAUGCUCUAGAUUUGACAUUCAAAACCCAAGAUGAAAUCAAACAAGAACCUCUCGAUCCUGAUGAGGAUAUUAAAACAAAAUUGAGAGACGCUUUGUCAAGAAAGAGAGCCAAUCCAGAUACAUUUCUUAUUAAUGGAAUAGUUGAAAAGAAGAGACUCAAGUCUGAAUAUCCAGAUGAUAGUAUAGUAUUUGUACAGCCUGUGACUGCGUUAAAGAUACCAAUGUACACAAAGAAAGAGGAUAGAAUGAGUCCUCAACUUCUGUCAAACACACCAACAGAGUCAGAUCCUUUUCCUUUAGGAAGGCUAGUUAUAAAAGAAGAACCAGGUUUAGAAAAUGAGACUCCUGGGUUAAAUGAAAGAACUACAGGUAUUGCAGAAUCAGAUGAAGGUUGUGGGCAAGUUGGGCUUCUUUACGACGUCAAAACUGUCAAUAACAUCACAUAUUACCAAUGUAAGUUGUGUCCAUUAAUUGUAGAAUCAACGUACCUUCUUAGUAGACAUUUGAUAACACAUGGUGAGAAAAUGAAACCUCAUAAAUGUGACCAGUGCUCAAAAGCAUUUGGCCAGAAAAGUGAUCUGGUUCGACACAUGAAUAUCCAUAAUGAAACGAGAAAUUUUAAGUGCUCAGUCUGUGGAAAGGCAUUUAAACGCUCCGACUACCUCACAAAACACGAACGCCAGUAUUGCGGUGUAAUGAAGCCACACAAGUGUCAGAGAUGUCACAAGGGUUUUGAAGAAGAGAAUCAGCUCCUUGAGCACACGUGUGCUUGCACUAAUGAUGGGAAGUCAUUUUCCUGCGAGCAUUGCAAAGCAGAAUUUGAGACGGUGGAUGGCCUGGUGGAGCACAGGAAAAGUCACAUGAAACAGGAGCAGGAGUAUACUUGCAACAAAUGUGGCGAGUCCUUCAUUGGAUUCUCAAACUAUGUGGAUCACUUCAGGAAACACAACACAGAGAAGCCAUAUACCUGUGACAUGUGUGGGAAGGGGUUCUCCAGGAACCAUAACCUGAUGACCCACAUGUGGAUCCAUAACCAGGAGAAACAGCACACCUGCCAGAUCUGUGCCAAAACUUUCACCUACUUCAGUAACCUACAGGUCCACCUGCGUGUUCAUCGUAACGAGCGUCCAUACAUCUGCAAGCAAUGUGACAAGGGCUUCCUGACAAGCUCCGACCUACGACGACAUCAGCGCACGCACAGUGGAGAAAAGCCAUACAAGUGUAAGCAGUGUCCAGCCGAGUAUGCACGCAAGGAACGUCUCAUAGCGCACUUGGUGACACAUGUUGAGCAAGGGGCUUCAAUGCAUGAUGGCAGCUCAAGUGAGAACAGUCUGGGUAUGGAUGAUUCUUCGAAAGAUGGAACACAGAUUUUCUCAACAGCGAAUGACAAGCCGACAGGUUCGGCUGAAAAUGGUUAUGUGGUUAUAAAACAGGAAGUUAUAACUAUUAAGGAGGAAAUCAAGGAUGAAAGUUAUUAAUAUGAUUAAGUUCCAUUGCCAGGGAUGUCAUUUGUAUGCGGGUUCGGAGAUUGCAUUGGAUCUAUUGGUUCCAGGGACCAAAUUAAACGAAAUGAUUUUUAGCUCACCUGUCAUGUAGUGACAAGGUGAGCUUUUGUGAUAAUUCUUCGUCCGUCGUCCGUCCGUCCGUCCGUCCGUCCGUCCGUUCACAAUUGCUUGUGAACACAAUAGAGGUCACAAUUUUGACCUAAUCUUUAUGAAACUUGGUCAGACUGAUCAUCUCUAUAAAAUCUAGGUCAAGUUCGAUAUUGGGUCAUCUGGGGUCAAAAACUAGGUCACUAGGUCAAUUAGUAGAAAAACCUUGUGAACACAAUAGAGGUCACAAUUUUAGCCUAAUCUCAAUGCAACUUGGUCAGAAUGGUCAUCUCUAUAAAAUCUAGGUCAAGUUCGAUAUUGGGUCAUCCGCGGUCAAUAAUUAGGUCACUA
Molecule: messenger RNA, 2581 nt
Organism: Mya arenaria
Lineage: Eukaryota; Metazoa; Mollusca; Bivalvia; Myida; Myidae
Product: zinc finger protein 70-like
Exons: 5
Coding region: 356-2116 (586 amino acids)
Biological process (GO): regulation of transcription by RNA polymerase II
Cellular component (GO): nucleus
Molecular function (GO): RNA polymerase II transcription regulatory region sequence-specific DNA binding; DNA-binding transcription factor activity, RNA polymerase II-specific
Source: RefSeq, a predicted model, not a curated record